AUGUCUGACCUUGGCGCUUGGUAUCUACAGCAGGUGCGAUGGACAGCUUUCAGGAUGGGCUGCUACCGUGCUGGUAUCUAUCCUGACAAAGAUGCCAGCAGGCCUCUCUGGGAGACUCUACGUCUUCCUAUUAUAGAUCCAAAUCCGCCAAACCAAGCUCCUCCUCGGUUUAUCCCUUACAGGCGCCCUCCUGUGGACGACCCUGGAAGGAAUUUGGACCAGGCCCGGGCUCCUACUGACCUCCGUGAAGGCGUCCCAAGAGAUGCAUGGAGAAGGUUACAGGAAGCCAAGAGUCUCUUUGGGUUAGCACCGGGUAUCACCUACACGAAAACAUUGGGCUUCGGGGGUAAUGGUCUUGCUCUUCUUUACCGCACCGCCAGGGGCAGGCGGUUCGUUGUCAAGGUGCCGCUGGGAGGGCCUGCCCCCGAGGCAGAUAUUCGUAGAGAAAUGCGGCAUCUUAGAACGCUACGGCGCUCCAAACAUAUCACAAAUAUGCUCGGAUCAAACGACAUCGGUAUGCUGAGGCAGCGUACCGUUCACGAAAGGCCACCACAAGACGACUCUAGCGAUGAAAGCGACUCAAGUGAUGACGACAGCGUCGUCGGGGAGCCCCCUCCCAAACGGAGGAGGAAGCAACUAACCCAUGCACAAAUCGAUGCUAGGGUUGAUAAAAUCUUCAAACGCUUUACAGCUUGGAUGGAUGCAGAGAAUGCGCGGGGAUCCGAAAAACCUGGCACAAACGAAGGCGAUACGCAACCCUGGAAUUAUCUUCUUUUAGAAUACAUGGGGAACGGCGACCUUGGUCAGAUGAUCCAAAGAUGUCUUGACAUGCGACUUGAAGUCCCUAACUACGUGCUUUGGUCCUUCUGGUUAUGCUUAAUCAGGUCUUGUAUCGCUCUUGCAUAUCCAGUUCACAAGUUUCACCCGGAUCGGAAGAACUCAGCCAUCAAAGGUGAUUUGACGGAAGUGAUCCCGGCCGGUCAUAGACAGCGCUGGAUAAGGCGCCUCGUGCAUUUCGAUAUCGACCCUCAAAACAUCUUAAUCGCCGAUCCAGAUCCUGAUAACGAGCAUAUCAUAUGUCCAACAUUAAAGCUUGCAGAUUUUGGGGUCGCAGAAAAGAUCAAGCCGCAGAAGUGCAACUGGUAUUAUGAGCGACGACGUGUGUCAGGAAAGAAUGGUAACUGGGCACCCGAGCAAUUUGACUCUACGUGGGAUGCAUGGGCACCAAACAUGUGGGGUGCCGAUAUAUGUGACGAUCCAAUCUGUGGAAAUUAUGGAGUAGCAACAAAUAUCUGGGGGGUAGCUUUGACGAUGUGGAGCUUGAUGACUCGCUGCAAGCCCAUCAACCCGCCUUGGGGAGCUGACACCCACCUGCGGUACGACAGAGCAUUCGGCGAAGACAGAUCUAAGAACUGGAACCACUUCUCGUACGGAACAGUGCUGAGAAAUGACGGCAGGUCGCCUUGGCAAUAUGUGGACAGGCGCUUGCGGUACACGAUCGUCAAGUGCCUAGCGCGUCGGCCACAAGAUCGGCCAUCGCUUCAAGAGCUCCUUGACGAAGCCACCACGAACCAAGGAUUCAGAUAUUCAAAUGAUGGGGCUCCAUCGUCUGCUAACGCUGAUGGGACUGCGCGGCCGCCCGAGACGGCAGACUCUGUCAGGGCGUGGCUUCAAAAUGUCCUACAUAAUGCGCAACCUCCACCAUCCAUGGGGUUAGAUGAUUGGACAAUCUUGUGA
This is a messenger RNA of Neoarthrinium moseri, 1737 nucleotides long. RefSeq lists its product as uncharacterized. The coding region runs from base 1 to 1737 and encodes 578 amino acids. The record is from RefSeq and is a predicted model, not a curated record. Gene Ontology annotation, molecular function: ATP binding; protein kinase activity. NCBI's taxonomy places the organism in Eukaryota, Fungi, Ascomycota, Sordariomycetes, Amphisphaeriales, Apiosporaceae. The transcript has 7 exons. Gene Ontology annotation, biological process: protein phosphorylation.